Molecule: messenger RNA, 2203 nt
Organism: Panicum virgatum (switchgrass)
Lineage: Eukaryota; Viridiplantae; Streptophyta; Magnoliopsida; Poales; Poaceae
Product: very-long-chain aldehyde decarbonylase GL1-7-like
Exons: 10
Coding region: 92-1951 (619 amino acids)
Biological process (GO): lipid biosynthetic process
Molecular function (GO): iron ion binding; oxidoreductase activity
Source: RefSeq, a predicted model, not a curated record
GAAGCGCUUACCAAGUUAGCAGAGUUAGCUGAGGGAGAGUCGGAGGGAGCUGCUUAUCCCAGGAAGAAAGGAAGGUCUCCUUCCAAUCGCCAUGGCAGCACGGCCAGGCCCUUUGACUGAAUGGCCAUGGCAAUGGAUGGGCAACUUCAAGUACCUGGUCCUGGCACCUGCAGUGCUGCACACUGCCCGCAGGGUGGCCACCAAGGGGUGGGGAGACCUUGACCCAGCAUAUGUCGUCAUGCUACCAGCACUGCUGCUAAGGAUGAUCCACAACCAAAUCUGGAUCAGCUUGUCUCGCUAUCAGAUGGCUCGCAGGAAGAACGUGAUUGUUGACCGUAGUAUUGAGUUCGAGCAGGUGGACAGGGAGAGUUCCUGGGAUGACCAAAUCAUCUUCAACGGGCUCGAGUUCUAUCUAGCCUAUGCGAUGAUCCCCAAUGUCAGGCUCCUCCCGGUCUGGAGAACUGAUGGGGCCAUCAUCACUGUGCUUCUUCACAUGGGGCCUGUCGAGUUCCUCUACUACUGGUUCCAUCGGGCUCUGCACCACCAUUUCCUCUACUCUCGCUACCAUUCACACCACCAUGCCUCCAUCGUCACAGAACCCAUAACCUCUGUCAUCCAUCCAUUUGCUGAACAUGUGGUGUAUUUCAUGCUGUUCUCAAUUCCGACAUUAACACCCAUUUUUAUGGGCUGUGGUUCUGUCCUCAGUGUUGUCUUGUACAUUGCGUACAUCGACUUCAUGAAUAAUAUGGGGCACUGCAAUUUUGAGCUGGUACCAAAAUGGAUCUUCAAAGCCUUCCCUCCUCUGAAGUAUCUCAUGUACACUCCAUCGUUUCACUCUCUCCAUCACACUCAGUUCCGCACAAACUACUCAUUGUUCAUGCCAUUCUAUGACUACAUGUACAACACCAUGGACAAGUCAAGUGACGUGUUGUAUGAGCAAUCGCUGAAAGUCACAGACGAAACACCAGAUCUGGUUCACCUGACACAUAUGACCACCUUGCAAUCAACUUAUCAUCUUAGGAUUGGGAUUGCGUCCAUUGCCUCCAAACCAUCAGACAACCCUGUAUGGUAUAGCUGGAUGAUAUGGCCUGUGGCGUGGCUGCCGAUGGUAUUGACAUGGGUUUAUGGAUCUUCAGCUUUUGCCAUUGAGAGACUCCAAAUGAAGAAAUUCAAGAUGCAGACAUGGACAAUUCCAAGAUACAACUUCCAAUAUGGCAUGAAUUGGGAAAGAGAAUCUAUUAACAGCUUGAUCGAAAGGGCAAUAUUAGAUGCUGAUGAAAGGGGGGUUAAAGUGCUCAGUCUAGGACUGCUAAAUCAGGCAAAGACGCUUAAUAGAAGCGGUGAACUAUUUAUACAAAAAUAUCCAAAACUAAGAGUGCGGCUUGUUGAUGGAAGUGGUUUAGCAACUGCAGUGGUGCUCAAGAGCAUCCCUUUAGGUACAAAGAAAGUUUUUCUUUCAGGAAGUACUUCCAAGGUUGCCCAUGCAACAGCUACCGCCUUAUGUGAGAAAGGUGUCCAGGUAAUUAUGAAUCAAAAGAAGGAAUAUGACAUGCUCAAGUCACGACUUCCAGAGCGGAGAACAGUCUACCUAAAAUUCUCCAAUAAAGACAUACCUCAGAUCUGGAUAGGAGAUCACAUAGAUUAUAAACAGCAACAAAGGGCACCAAAAGGAACAACGUUUGUUCCUACAUCACAAUUUCCGCUUAAGAAGAUUCGUAAGGAUUGCUCUUACUUGAGUACUCCUGCAAUGAAGAUCCCAGAGAUGAUGGAGAAUGUUCACACCUGUGAGAAUUGGUUACCCAGAAGGGUCAUGAGUGCUUGGCGCAUUGCUGGAAUACUGCAUGCUCUAGAAGGUUGGGAUAUGCAUGAGUGUGGUGACGAUAUGAUGGGCAUCGAGAAGACUUGGUCGGCAGCCAUUAAAAACGGAUUUGCUCCUCUUACGAAAGGUUGAUUCUUCUGAAUCAUGGCAGACACCACUCAAUAAUGCAGCUUAUUCAACUUUUAUGCAAGGUCAAGUUUUGGUAUCAAGAACCAUCACAUAUGCUUAAUUGGCUUGGUAGCCUCUUCAAACAGUGCUUGAAAUGUAAUCCUCCUAAAGGGAAGAAUAAAAUAAGGGACUGAACUCCAAACUUAGUAUCAAAAGCUAUGUAUUCGGUUGUAUGAAUGCUACAUAUGUACUUUGAACUUUUAUGUAGUAUGCCAA